Molecule: messenger RNA, 1782 nt
Organism: Pteronotus mesoamericanus
Lineage: Eukaryota; Metazoa; Chordata; Mammalia; Chiroptera; Mormoopidae
Gene: CNEP1R1
Product: CTD nuclear envelope phosphatase 1 regulatory subunit 1
Exons: 6
Coding region: 114-491 (125 amino acids)
Cellular component (GO): Nem1-Spo7 phosphatase complex; cytoplasm
Source: RefSeq, a predicted model, not a curated record
GAGAGGGGCAGAGAGGAGCGGUUAGAGGUGGGAGUUAGCGUUGCGGGCCGGGCGGAGGCCGCGGAGCUGCGAUGUGGACGGGACCGCGUCCGUGACCGGAGCUGCCGGCCGACAUGAACUCGCUGGAGCAGGCAGAAGAUCUCAAGGCUUUCGAGAGGAGACUUACUGAAUAUAUUCAUUGUUUGCAACCUGCCACUGGACGUUGGAGAAUGCUUCUUAUAGUGGUAUCUGUCUGUACAGCUACUGGAGCCUGGAACUGGUUAAUAGAUCCCGAGACACAAAAGGUGUCCUUCUUCACAUCAUUAUGGAAUCAUCCAUUUUUCACCAUUAGUUGUAUCACUCUAAUAGGCUUGUUCUUCGCUGGAAUACACAAGAGGGUCGUUGCUCCAUCAAUUAUAGCUGCCCGAUGUCGCACUGUAUUAGCAGAGUACAAUAUGUCUUGUGACGAUACAGGAAAAUUGAUUCUGAAACCUAGGCCUCACGUUCAGUGACAGUCCUCGGGCGUCGUUACGGGACCCAGAAGAGCCUUUGUUCAGAUCAACGGUACAGCAAGAAGCCGUAGGGCUCCUUCCGCAGUUGGAUAUGUGAUGGCCACAGCAACAGCUGGCAGGAAGCGUGCAAUAUUCCCCGGUGUCGUGGUGAUGAUGGCUCACAGUGUCAGUGCUUUGGUACCUUGGAUUAUCUGUGUAUCAGUAUUAGUGUCACUUUAGUACUUCGGACCCCGCAAAGGUUGCUGGAGAUGAAGUAUGUAUGUAUGUUACUAAGUUAAUCUUAGAAACAGAACCUCAUCCAGUUUUUAUAAUGUAUUUUUGCAAACUACUGUAAAUAGCAAAUCAAUGCCAGUGUCAAAGAGGAAAAUGUGACGUGGACCCGGUUCCCCUGCACCAGUGUUUCAGGAAUCUCAGCUCGCCGUGUCCCCGGCUCUCCAAAACCAGCUGUCACGUGUAGCUGUGCCUUUCGCUGCCCUCCUCUCUCGGUCACAAUGCAGGAAACCAUCGGGCGGAGCUUACACUGAGGAAUGCUCCUCAUUAAGUUGUAAGAAAUCACAGAUGUUUUGAGAAACAGUUUUUUGUUGAACCAGAUAGUGAACUUAGCCAUUAUUGUGGUGAUAUUUUCCUGUUUCUUGUUCUCAUUUAAUGCUAAAUUUACUUUAUAUUUUUUAAUAAUUUUAAGAACACUCCAGAGGCUCCUGAAUAUACCGGUUUAUUUAUAAAUCGCGUACUGUCUGGGAGUUUGACAGUUGCUGUUUUAGAUGAGUGGGUUUUAUGCUGUGGUUGACGCGCCGCCACCCGGUGGCGCACAGUGUGCCUAGCCGUGCACUGCGGUGCGAGGGGCGGCCGGCCGCGCCGGAGUCCGCAGCUCUCGCUGUUUGGAGAGAGAGUUACUGACAUACUGUGUAUGCGUAUUAGCCGCGUGUACGAUAGCAGCCCUAAAAAUUAAACUGUUGGGAUUGCUGUAAAUAUUUUAAAGAACUGGAGGUGCCUUUUACCUGUUUAUUAGAAGAAAAUUUUGAAAAUGUUUAAAUUAUUUCAAGAGCAAUCUUUUAAAUUUCAUUUGACAUAAAGCUGAAAAUUCAAUAACAGGACAGAAAAUUUUUAACUAGGCUACCAUUUAAUGUAAAUGUGUUCAUCUUGGCUUUCACAUGUAUAAAAUUUUAUUCUUUGAACUGUAGCAAUAAAACCCUCUGUUCCUAAGAGUCUUAAGAGGGUAUUCUAUAUGUGUUGUUUUAUUUUCUGUAAAUUUUGUAGGUAAAUAUGUGCAUAAAAUAAAUACUUUAUAUAU